AUGUUCAAUCUCACCCGAUUAGAAUACCUUGACCUUUCCAGUAACACUUUAAAUGGUACCCUUCCAUCUCAAUUGUGGAGUCUCAAGAAUUUAGAGAUUUUGUAUCUUAGCCAUAAUCAGUUGACCGGUCCAAUCCUUCAAUCUUUUGCUUCCAUGUUCAAUCUCACUCGAUUAGAAUACCUUGACCUUUCCAGUAACAGUUUAAAUGGUACCCUUCCAUCUCAAUUGUGGAGUGUCAAGAAUUUAGAGAUUCUGGAUCUUAACCAAAAUCAGUUGACCGGUCCAAUACUAACAUCUUUUGGUUCCAAGCUCGAUCUCACCAUAUUAGUACACUUUGACCUUUCUGGUAAAAGUUUUAGUGGUACCCUACCAUCUCAGUUGCGGACUCUCAAAAAUUUAGAAUUUCUGGAUCUUAGCAAAAAUAGGUUAACCAGUCCAAUCCCUCCGUCUUUUGGUUCCAUGAUCAAUCUCAAACUCCUAGACUUGAGCACAAAUCAACUAAUAGGACCAAUUCCACAGGAACUUUGUAAUCUGCAAAACCUAGAAACAUUGAACCUUAGUAUGAAUAACAUCACUGGCUCCAUUCAUCCACAUAUAGAAUAUCUGAAGAACAUAAAAGAACUCGACCUUAAUCAUAAUCAGCUUUCUGGUGUGAUUCAUCUUGAAUUUAGAAACUUGUCUAGUCUCUCUUACCUUGAUUUUUCAUCAAACCGUUUGUCCCGGAAUGUAUCCUUUCAGUAUCCGUGUAGAUUACAGUAUCUAGACCUCUCUGAUAAUUUCCUGACUGUUAUCUGUUUUAAUUUCUUAUCGUUGGAGUACUAUAGUCUAAACGUGUCUGGGCUUGAUAGGGGAUAUUGUAAAAAAACUGACUAUGGAAGUGUUUAUGAAGGCAAGCCCUCCAAAGAACACAAACAUAUCCUCCUUUUGGAGAUUCUUCUUCCGAUGAUUGUUGGAUUUUGUUUCUUAGUGAUUGGUUAUGUGCUUACCAUCACAAAAAGGCCACAAUGGAGAGAAGUCAACCAGAACUACAAAAACAUGCAUACAGAAUUAUUGGCUAGAAUUAUGUUAUAA
Messenger RNA from Lactuca saligna, 1071 nucleotides. The record is from the annotation of a GenBank genome assembly. NCBI's taxonomy places the organism in Eukaryota, Viridiplantae, Streptophyta, Magnoliopsida, Asterales, Asteraceae.